AGGUUGCGGCCCCCGAGACACCUCAGUUGCGGUAAUGGCCGCCGCCAAUGGCGUGUAGCUGGUGGAAAAGACAAUAGAGUAGUCGUGCAGGCCAGGUCAACAACAACGGGACAAAACGGUACAGGACAGCAGACGAGAAUCACGGGUCACGGGCCGAGUUCAGCAACGGAGGGUCAGAUCAAAGAAGAACACAAAGAAUGGUCAGGUCACAAGCUGAGUCAGAUUCCAGGAGAGUCACGAGAGUCAGAACAGAGUAAUAGCAACACAAAGACACAAGACACAAGUGCAAAGGGCAUGUGCGGACCACAGGCUUAUAUGUAAUCAGCCACACCCCUCUGGGGGAUGGACCUCAGAGACCAGAAGGCAUAA
Messenger RNA from Staurois parvus, 369 nucleotides. NCBI's taxonomy places the organism in Eukaryota, Metazoa, Chordata, Amphibia, Anura, Ranidae. The record is from the annotation of a GenBank genome assembly.